ACAAAGAGCAGCAACAUUAAAGGGAAGAUGGCUUAACUAGUGGGGGAAAAGAAAAAGAUUUUGAAGAAGCUGUUUUUGUUUCCAGGGUUGAAUGGAAUUACAUACACUUUCAAGAUGAACAGUACCACAAAGUCUGCCAGAAGUCUGCUACAGUCUAAAGCAAGGAGAAGUUCUACUGUGCAAGACAAUUACCUAAAGGAAUUAAAUGAGGACUUGAAAAUAAGAAAAGAGGAGUUGGUGGAAAUACUGAAACCCUUGGAAGAGAAGAAUGGCACCUUACUCCAGAACUUAAUGACAAAUUUAGAGGAAAAACAAAAGAGUCUACAGAUCAUGAGGCAGAUCAUGGUAGCUAAAGGGGGUGAUUCUGAUGAUACCAUUGUCCUAGAGAUGAUCCAAGAAGCAGAAGAGCUAAAACAGAACCUGGAAAGAAAAAAUAUGUUGCUUCGAAGAGAAAUGGAUUUGCUAUGGAACAAGCAAGCAAUUGAAGAUGAGCAUCGUUGUCAACAGAAAGAAAUGCUACUCAAAACUAAGGCAGAAAUGAAAGCGUUAAAGGACAAGCUUCAGAGGCAAAAGGAUAUGAUCACCUUUCAACGGGAACCUGACAAACUUCAGGAACUUCAUGGUAAAGUGAUUGAGGAGAACAUCGAUACAAUGAUGAACCCUCAGGCAAAUGACCUUUUACUACAUGAUCUGAGUGAGAAUUUGGAGACAUCUGAAGACUGCUCCAAAUUUCAUAGUACCUCAAGUAGGUAUUCCAGGUCCUCCGGCAGUGGGCAGAAAUCAAUCUCUGAAUGUGGGAGUUUAAGGAGCAGAGACCUUAGUAGAAGAUCCAGAUUCUAAGGAAAAUCUGGAUGAUGCUGUAAGCAGGUACAGGAAGACUCCUUUACAGGUUAAUUUUCUACAUUAAGACUUCUAAGAUAUUUGUGAAUAAAAGGAUUCACCUUCCCUCUCAUUUCUCAAAUAAUUUUACUUUGAUUUAAUACGUUUAAUUCCGGAAAGAAUUCAGGAAUGAUGUCAAAAUGCACCUUCUUAGGAAGAAGAAACGAGUUUGGAAGAAGAAAAAGAUGUUAGGCAUUGGAUGACAUUUUGCAAGUUCAUACAGUAACAAUCACUUAAAAACCAUCAAUAAAAGGAAUUCACUAAUAAUUGGAACAACAAGUUUUUUUGGUAAUAUUUUAUUAGAGCAUACUGAAUUUUUGCAGAGAUCAUUGGCAUUAUGUAUAUAAUGUGUAUACAGAAUUGAAUUUUAUUAAUAAAUUCUAAGUUCCUGCAAUUUUAACAAAUACUUGCUACAUAAAGGUAUAGCUUAAAAUAUCAGGGAUAUAUAACUACUGGCUAAGAAUUAAAUAUAUUCAUUCUCAAAUCAAUUUUACUAGAUUUUAUCAUAUGUAGUAUUCUGCUAAGGACUGUAAAAAACAAAGUCCAAGAUCUUAUGAUAGCAUUAGUUUGUAGUAGGCCCUUAUUAAAUGUAAUAUAGGUAGUGACUUACUUCUGCAUUAAAACAUAGAAUUAGAUGGCUAUAGUAUAAACUGAAAUCAUGUAACCCACCUCCUAAUUUUACAGACAAGGAAACUAAAGUCCAGAGUAUUGACUUGCCCAAACUCUCAGCCAACAGUGGGAGAUCUGGGUCUAGAAUACACAUCUUUUAACUAGCACCUUUCAUAUGAGAAAUAAAAAAUUUAAUUUUGCAUUCAUAAAAAGAAAAAAAUUAGAUAUUUUGUAAUGUGUAACAAGCAGUGUAUCUCUUUUAUUCUUUUUACUUGGUUUGAAAUGUAGGAAAUCAUUUUCAGAGAUCAUUUCCCAUCUGUAAAUAUUUUUAUAAAAAGUAUUUUUACAUACAUACACAAGGGGCUAUAUAAAUAUAAGUUGUCUUGUUGAAUUCACCUAUGUUUCUUUCCAUUAUCUCAAUGGGGCUAAACAUUUAUUAAAGGCCUAUCCAUCUGAGUCUUCUGAGUUGAACAGUUUUUUUAAAUAGCUUUGCUUCAUUGGGAUAAUUCAAAGUCACCACCACAUUUACUGGGGGCUCUAACAUAUUUACAAACAAGUUUAAAGUAUGAGUUAUAGUAAGCAGAAUUAGUCUAGAAGACCUUCUAAAAAAAAAUCUACAACACUCCAACUAAAAAAACUCUACUAAA
This is a messenger RNA of Gracilinanus agilis (Agile Gracile Mouse Opossum), 2135 nucleotides long. RefSeq names its product coiled-coil domain containing 196 (gene CCDC196). NCBI's taxonomy places the organism in Eukaryota, Metazoa, Chordata, Mammalia, Didelphimorphia, Didelphidae. The transcript is spliced from 11 exons. The coding region runs from base 115 to 840 and encodes 241 amino acids. The record is from RefSeq and is a predicted model, not a curated record.